Girardinichthys multiradiatus is the source of this 14144-nucleotide messenger RNA. RefSeq names its product POU class 2 homeobox 2a (gene pou2f2b). Gene Ontology annotation, molecular function: DNA-binding transcription factor activity, RNA polymerase II-specific; RNA polymerase II cis-regulatory region sequence-specific DNA binding. Gene Ontology annotation, biological process: regulation of transcription by RNA polymerase II. The transcript is spliced from 17 exons. The record is from RefSeq and is a predicted model, not a curated record. Lineage: Eukaryota; Metazoa; Chordata; Actinopteri; Cyprinodontiformes; Goodeidae. The coding region runs from base 556 to 2910 and encodes 784 amino acids. Gene Ontology annotation, cellular component: nucleus.
AGAAGUAAUAAGAUAAAUUUAUUAGGAGCAAGCCAUGUAUCCUGACAGAUAUUAACUGUAUAGGUACCUCUUAUGGGGAUUUCUAUUCCUUCCUAAGGAGUCUAAACAGUAAUGCACUGAUCACCGCUGGCAUCAUUAUAGCCGGUAUUAUUAAGUGGAGGAAGGGGGAGGGGGGUGAUGGUGGUGGCGGUGCACAAAAAUCAAUACAGGAUACCUUUUGCAGCGGUAGUGAAAACGAGAGAGAGAGAGGUGGAAAAGGAGGGGUGGUGGUGAGGUGCUCAGGCGGGUGUGGGAGGCAGGAGGAGGGAGGGAUUGAAGGAAGGAGGGAGGUGCGGGGAUUGGGGGUGGUGAUGUGUGAGUAGUAGCGGCUCCUCUCUCGCCUCAAUGUUGCGGCCAGCCUGGUGGCAGAUCGCUACAAUCCUGGAGGGGAGCCGGGUCGAGUGAGCUAUCUGGGGGUUCCCAAAUUAUAACGGGAGGGGGACAAAAAGAAACAGAGAGGCAAAAAUCAAAAAAGAGAGAAAGAAAAAAAAAAAAAAAACAAAGACACACAGACGGAUGGACGGAGAUAUAGCUGUCUGCCAGAGAAGACUCAGAAACAUCAGAGGAGGACAGAGCUUGUCACCCAGCCUGUGUCAGAUUAUUUGCAUCCAAACGAGAAGCAGGAGGAAGAAGAUCAUGUUUGUUCCCUUGCCGGUGCCGUUCGUCUUUCAGAGAACUGCCCCUGACCUCAGCGCCUGGCGUCUCAAGUCCCCUCUGGCUCUCCGCUCCAACUCCGAUAUCAGGAUGUCAAAGUCAGCAGAGAUUGAGAAAGUCGGGGCUGACUCACCGUUAGAAGGCACAGAGUCAGAGCGGAAUGGACCUGAAUCAAAUCACCAGGUUCAGGCAAUGAAAUUCAGCCCCUUUCCUCUGUCACCAAACCUGAACAGCAACAAGAUGGAUGAGUGUCCAGAAAUGUCUCCAGGCCUUCCUCAUUCCCACGGCCCAACUCCUUCACAGACAGCCCUGCAACACACUCAGCUCAUGUUGACUGGCUCUCAGCUAGCAGGGCUGACAGCUUUAUUGCCUGCGCAGCAACAGCUGCUUCUGCAGCAGGCUCAGGCACAGCUCCUGGCUGCCGCCAUGCAGCAGUCUAAUGCAGCCCAUGCUGCUCACGCUGCCCAUGCCGCCGCUCAAGCCAAUCAUCAAGCUCAGGCAGCUGCAGCAGCAAAUCAGCAAGCCCAGCAGCAGCAACACACAGGACAGACAGGGCAACAGGCCCAUUCCCAGGGACAGGGACAGAGCACACAGGAGCAAAACACUCAAAGUGUCCCUGUCCCACCUCCUCCACCUCAGCUCACGCUCUCCCAGCCUAUCCAGCUCACAGCCCAGGACAUCCAGCAGCUGCUGCAGCUUCAGCAGCUGGUGUUGGUGCCUGGUCACCCACUUCCGUCUCCAGCCCAGUUUCUUCUCCCACAGGCACAGCAGGGCCAGCAAGGACUCCUGUCAGCACCAAAUCUUAUUCCGCUACCUCAGCAAAACCAAGGGAGCCUCCUGUCUGCUCAAACUAGAAUGGGACUCCAGACACAGGUGCAGCGAGAUAAGAGCGCAGAUGUGGGCGGUGCAGGAGGCAUGACCACGGUUCCCUCAGUGACCUCUCACCCUGAGGAGCCCAGCGACCUGGAGGAGUUGGAACAGUUUGCCCGCACCUUCAAACAGAGACGCAUCAAGCUGGGUUUCACACAGGGAGAUGUCGGCCUGGCCAUGGGGAAGCUGUACGGGAAUGACUUCAGCCAGACCACCAUCUCACGGUUUGAGGCUCUCAACCUGAGCUUUAAGAACAUGUGCAAGCUGAAGCCACUGCUAGAAAAGUGGCUCAAUGAUGCAGAGACCAUGUCCAUAGACAGCACCCUGCCCAGUCCAAGCUCCCUGUCCUCUCCGUCUCUGGGCUUCGAGGGGGUUCCCGGUCGCAGGAGAAAGAAGAGAACCAGCAUUGAGACAAAUGUACGUGUGGCCCUGGAGCGUGCAUUCCUGACGAACCAGAAGCCUACCUCAGAGGAGAUCCUGCUGAUCGCGGAGCAGCUUAACAUGGAGAAGGAGGUGAUCCGGGUCUGGUUCUGCAACCGUCGGCAGAAAGAGAAGCGCAUCAACCCCAGCAGUUCCACCCCUCCGCUGCCCAGCCAGCCCCCAACUGCCCCACAAACGCACAAACCGCCCUGCUACAGCCCUCACAUGAUGUCCAGCCAGCUGUCCCAGGCCGUGACCAGUCUCAGCAGCACAACGGUGACCACCAUGUCCUCCAUUUGCCCCCUGACCGCAAGCCUCACCUCCACUCACCCCUCUCUCACCUCAACCCACCCCUCUCUGAGCUCCACACCCUCUCCGGCGACUCCUCCACCUCCUCCCCGCAGCACAGCCAGCCCUGCCACUCCCAGCCACAGCACACUCAACCUAAACACAGGCUUGUGGCGUAUGGGUAAAAAGAACGGUGAAAUGUCCAACUACAUCACUGAUUUUGCUGCAAACUUGAGGAACACUGUGAUGGGAAUUAACACGGGGAUGAACCAAGGCCUCCUCGGUAACAAUCCCCUGGCCACUAUCCAAGCCCUAGCAGCCAGUGGUGGUCAGCUGCCUCUUUCCACUCUUGAGGGCGGCAGCAAGGUGAUGCUGGGGACCUCCAGGAGCCAAGGAGGUGGACUUCCCUCCUCCAUCUUCCUUAACCACCCCACCCUUCUCCACAUGGGCCAGAACCCCAGCGCUGGACUGGUCAGCGCCGCUGUAGCCAAAGUCUCCCAGCCCUCGCCCUUCCCCUCGGCCAACAGCAUCAGCCUCACGCCCUGCUCCCCCUCUCCCUGCUCCAGCCCUGCCUCCUACUGCUCCUCCACCGAAAUGGCACACAGUCCGUCUUCCCUGGGGGGGCCCAAGAUCGAGUGACCUUACCCUGGGGUCAAUCAGAGAGGAGCAGAAAGGAAUAAACAAGAACCUCGCCUUUCACACCAAAGUUAUCUUUUCUCUCUCUCUUGUGCUCUUCUUCCGUUUUUUUGUUUUUUUUCCCAAUAUCUCUCCGUCUUUCUCUCCAAGUCUUUCGAUGCCAAAAAUACACAGAAUGAAAGAGGAGAGAAGGAGGGAAAGAUGUAAGAGAAGGGAAAAGGAGGAGAAAGAUUGAAACCAAAAAUCUUUAUGUAUCCAAACGGAUGAAACGGAGACAGCAAUGGACAUUUUUCUCUAAAACGCGCGAUGUGGCACAUCUCUCUGAAGGAAAACAAACCAAUAACUCUGCAACAAAGAGGUGGAAGAGACAGCACAUCCAAGUGCAUAAACCAAAAAUGACAAAAAGACAACUUUGACUAAAUGACAAAAAGGAAUGGCAGCACGGACAAAGAAACAAAGAGGAGAACUAUCCUUUUUUAUGUCAUUUUCCAAAAAGCUGCAGGUUUAAAAGAAGAGGAGAUGGGAGGAGGAUACGUUUAAACCAAAAAUUUUACCCGAGGAGAAGGUGGAGGAAUACACAAUGAGACAAAAAAACAAAACAAAACAAAAAAAAAAAAACAACAACCAAACCAAAAUCACACAUACCAAAAAUACGGAGAGAAAAGCUUUAUUCAAAGGACGUGUAAAUACUGAAGCUAUCCAGGACCAGGACUCUACUGCUACUGCAACAAGCAAAUGAAACAUGAAGAACCAGCCCAUCGUGUCAUUGACCCAUUCUGUCUGUCAUCUCAUGUGUCUCUCACUGAUUUUAUUUUAAUAACUUUGUAAAUGUGUGUUACUUUUUUUGCAUCAUGUGUAUGAGCGUCUUCUACAAGAGCGUAAGACUGCAUUCAUUUCUCUCAAGUCCAACUUUUUAAACAAAGUAAUUUUUUAAGAAGUAUAGUUUAACAUUAGGUGUUUUUUUUACUAUUUAUUAGUGCUGUUACACAUUUCAGCUCCUAUUUAUUGUUGUGUGCUAUUGUAGUUGUAGCUCUUGUCAUGAACAUUGCCAUCAUCUGUCUUUGUCAUUAUCAUUGCCAUGUUUUUUGUUUGUAACGCGACUCGCCCUGCAGCAGGACAGAUGGCGAAAGUGAUCCAGUCCUCACCAAGUGCCGCUAGCUCGCAGAUCAAGAUUAACUUCGCUGUAAUGUCCAGGUGUGAAUUCGUUCAUUAGGAACAGGUUGGUUUUUUUAAGUGCUUAUGUAGACUGCCUGCCCCUCACUCCUAAAGUGUUGAACAAUGUUUUUCUUAGUAAAAAAAAAAAAACUCAAAUAAUCCUCUCAAGCAAAGAAAUCUUAAGAAAUUAGUCCACAAAUUUAUAUGUGAAAAAAGUGAAGUGACACAAGGAAUAAUUAUUGAACAUAGUUGCUAAAAUACUGAGCUUCAAGACAAAUUCAAUGCUCACAUGUGAUUUUAGCCAAUUCUUUUACAUAACCUGUCUUCAGAUCUUAGAGGUCCUGGGAGCUUGUUCUCUGAUCUGGAUGUUUUAUUUGAUUCAAGUCGGGCUGAUACCGGAUCCAAGAAUGAAGUCAGUAUGACGCUGCCUCUCACCUUAAACACUCGGUGCCGCUCAGAGUAAUAAUGGUUAUGAUUUUUUAUUGAUAAUCUAAUAGAGGCCAUUGUGUUUGAGUGUAAAAACUGAACCUGCUAAUUCCAGGUCUUUCUGAAGCCCUUUAAGUGCUCCUCGGUGGCGCCCCCAGAUAUUUUCACAGGGGGGCCACAUGGGGCCAUUAAAAAACUCGGGGUAGCACACCAAAAUCAAAUCCAAUGGCUGACAUUGAAGAAAUGCUGUGGUGUUGUACUAUUACUAUAUAAUAGGAACAACAACGUUUCACAGCCUACACAUAGAAGCCAUUGACAUCAGAAAAAUCACAAAGGAGAGUCUGAUUGGUGCAGAUAUUUAUUUCUCCUGGAUAAUCCUGGAUAAUCUCCAGAAAACCUUCCAGCACCGUGAAUACUAAAUAAACAAAUGGAUCCUCACACAGGGUUUGAUAAACAAGGCUCUAACAGUGUUCUCAUUAACUGAGAUAAACUAUUAACUAAAAUUAAUCCCCGGUUUACUGUGGUGGUAAGCGCAUAGUGUAAACUGGUUAAAUGCCUGUAUGACCCCCAAGUCAGUGAUCAGGCCUGGUGAUGCUUUACCAGUUUCUUUAAUAAGCAGAUUCAGGUAACAGGUUCUACAAAACAGAAUACACAAAACACAAAAUAUAAUUUAAUGUAAUUACAUCUUCUUAUAUCAGUAGAUUACAUAGAAUAUUACAGCCGCAUACUGCCUUACACCGUUUUAUCAUUACUUCAGUGCUGUAUUUCAGUCUUUUAUAAUGUGGAGAUAAAAAUCACCAACUCAAGGUAAAAACUUCAUCAGCCAUUUCUCCUAUUAAAAAGAGCUAGUGGAAAAUGUCCAGAAAAGCAAAACUAAUUAAGAAAUGAUCCUCACAGAAGAGCAUACACAACUCAUCAUUUUAAAGGACACACGUAAAGAUAUUACAUAAACUUUAUCUAAAUUCUGCUUCUGAUGAUUUUCCUUGCUUUGUUUACAUCUGUUCUUAAUAUCCCUAAAAAACGAGUUGCGCCCCUAGUGGCGAGCUCAAAAACGGCAAUAUAGUCCUGGCUUCAGAACAUUGUCAUGCAUUCUGUACCUUUAUAUUGUCAUACAAUGCCAAAUAAAGGGAAAUCAACCAGAUAAUGUGAGCCACAGUUACAUUCAAAGUCAUCUGAACACUUUUAUAUAGAGUAAAAUGCAAAGAACAAUAUAAAUCUAUAAUAUGACAUACCUCGAUUUGCUUGCCAAGGUGCAAAACGUCUGCAAACAUGUAAACAGUGGGCCUUACACAGGUGGAAGUAGUUAGUUGGCGUCAGCAUGAGCGCUAAAUACCACAUGUAUGCAACGUGUAAAUAUACAUACAUAUAGAAGGUUUGCAUCCAUUUCAAAGCAAAUAUAUUAGACCCAGCAACUUGACUGAGAGACAUCAUUGGACUUUCAUACAGAAAAAGCUAAACAAAUUACUUCACCUCGCAAGCUAGAUCAUUAUCUGCUGCAGCCCUCUGCAGUGCAUGACGAACUUUGUCUUAUACAGAUUAUUACCGUGUUAUACAUGUUACUGAGCCGGCCACUCAAACGCAGAUAACUUAAAGAGACAGAACAGUGGUUCAUUACACUACAAGUAUAAACAAGUAAACUGAAACAUUAUUAUCCGUGGACAGCUCAUCUUCAUUUGGUAAAACAAUGACUUACCACAUCUAGGGGUGCCACUGGGGUGGCCAAUUUUAUUUCAGGUGGAGCACCUAGUCUUAGCUGCUUUAUGGUGAAACAAUGUUCUCUCCACCCCCGGGUUAUGUCACUAUCAGUGCACACUGGACCAUCCAGAAGUUUAGAAAUACGUCUGCAACCAAAGGCAUCAGUUUGAUUUGCAACUGUAGACCCAGGUCUUGAGAAAGCUCUGUACUGUUACCCAUCAUGACUAAACUAACCAAUAUUAAUUUACGCUCAUCAGGGCCAAGAUUGCUUCCUUAAUACUGAUGAGAUUCAGCUAUUUUCUAGUGGUUAUCCCCAUUCCCACCGUCUUUCCUCUACAUGUUCAAUACUAAUUCCUUGUGUCAUUCCAUUUUAUUACACAUAGCUUUAUUAUGGACUAAUUUGUUUUGAUUUCUUUGUAUGUGUGGAUUACUUGGGUUGUUACCAACAUCUGAUGUGAAUUUCAUCUCAAUAGCCCCAUUAAAAAUAUAUUUACCGAGAAAAACAUUGAGGUAUUCGAUACUUGUUGAGCCCAUUAUUAGGGCAGUCCGUGUCUAAGCAAACAUACUGAGGAAACUUUGCACGCUAAAAAUGAUGUUGAAAGUAUGAAAUGGGGCUGUGAUGGGAUAUUUGAAGGAAUAACCGUUGAGCCUGAAGGCUAAAUAAGUCAAUAAAGCCAAGUUUAGUCACAGCUUGCUCUCGUCCCUGCCUCGUCAAUCAGCACAAACCGCCUGACAUCAGUACGUCUCGAUGUAAAUGUCUGUUUCUAUCAUCGCUUCAUCAGUCACAUUUCAUGUCAUUUUCCACCUCACUUUUCCAUUAAUCCUCAAUAAGAUACCAAAGCAUUACGUUCUUCUCGAGCCUCAGCCGAGACACAAUAAUGACGCACCCAUGGGGGGCAUUUUUGGGGAAGGGGGCUAAGAACAGGAUGCUGUCACCACAAGGCCCCUCUGGUGAAAUCUCCUCCACCUGAAAGCUUUAUUUGGGGGUUGAUCUUUUACUCUGAACCCCCUACACACAAGAAAGGGUAGACACACCCUUUUUUUUUUAAGAGGAUACCAAAAACAAGCCAAACCAAAAAGAAGAACUCUCACUACCCAAGGAAUGACUGAAGCAAACCAAAAAUAACCCAAACCAAAUGUGGCUGGAGGGAGGAGGGGAGGAAGACCAGCAGAUAUCUGCCUGUCCGUCUGUUAGCUUUAGGCCAGCAGAACUGCGGCCCCCGCUCUGAAACUGUGUAGCACUGAUGGAGGGAUGAACAGACAGGCGGAUAGACGAGAAGGAAGGAGGGGUUUCCGUCCUCCCUUCCUCUGCAUCCCUCUCUCCAGCUCGGCUCUCUGGUCCUGGAUGGAGCUAAACGCAAAUGACCUCACUGAACUGAAAUCUGUUUUUGUUUAAAAAAAUGUUUAAUUUUGUUUCUGAUUGUUUUUCUCCCUCUGCUGUGUCUCUUGAUGCCGUUUCAUGUACUGUAUUUUAGUGCUUAUUACUUAUUUGGAAUAACGUACUCGCUUACUUACUUACUUACUUACUUACUUACUUACAAGAGCUCCUUAUUUUUUUCGUAGUUGUGCUAGACAUUUUUAUCAGGUGGUUGACGAAAAAAAAAAAAAUACUGUGAAAAUUUUGCUUCCAGACUUUUACGUAUUAGCCUUUCCUGGCGGGGGAGAAAAAAAUAGACAACACAAAAGCCAAAUUGAGCAGCAAACAUUGAACUCGUCAAACCAAAUACUGAAGCAAACCAAAUUGUGCAAGAGAACAAAGAAAACGGGUCAGUUUGUUUGAGGUGAGCAUUUUCUGCAUGCAAGUGUUAGCUGGAGACUUAAAAAUGAAGACGUGAGUAGGGUCUGCAGUGAUGUCUUGUAAUUUUUGAACCCAAAGACAGCAAUCUGAGCUACACUUUAAGAUGCAGAGCUGUACUCGCAGCGUAGGCCUCAGUUUAGUUGAAGUGUUGGAAGUUAGAGUCUAUCCAAAGAAUAUUCGGUUUGAUCCUCGCCAGGUGAAACAGUCGACACACUCAACACACUCGAAUCGUUUCACGAACCAAGCUUUAGAUGUGGAGGGGAGGGUUUGCGCCUUAAAGGUAAGACCUUUUCUCCACAUUGACUCUUAGACGGAAUGUAUCUGUUAGUGCUUCUAUAGAUUUUGUAGAAAAAGAUCUAUGUUCUACUGCUUACUUAUCGCUGAUGUACUAAAAAGAAAAAAAAAAAACUUUAAAAAAAGACUUCGAGAAAAAAAGAUCCUUAAAAAUUGAUGAUAACUUGAUUUUAAACCAAAAAUUUUAACUAUCUCUCCUUGGACUUUUUAUUUCUACUUUUGUUUUCCAAUCAUGAUUUAGACUUUUGAUUGUACUAUUUAUUCAGGGUUAAUUUAUUGGCUUGUCUUUCUAUUUAUUUGUUAAUUUAUUUCUAGAGGUGCUUUUUUAUCAUGUUAUGGGUUUGUAAUGGAUUUUCCUAUUUUAUGCCUUCUUUAUUUUAAUUCUUUAAACCAAAUAAUACCAGGAACGCAUUUUAAAAGCCCUGCAGGGACUUUACGUACAGUUAAACUUCAGUAAAGAUGUGUAAAAAGCCUUCAAAUAAAUUAGGUUUUUAUUGCAAUAACAUAAUGCAGCACUGGAAAUCUUUAGAAAAUCCAACCGUGAUUUAAGCCUUUAUUUAAUCAGUGAGAAAACACCCAAUGUUAAGAGGUAAUUGUUUUUAAUUAUAGUAUUGAUGGCACAAUUAUUGGAGUCUCUUAUCAUCAAUUUAAAAUUACUGUAACUAAAUAACUUUUUAAUUUGUACUUAACUUUUUUAAGUCGAUUAAACUAGGAUUUUCUAAUUAGUCAUUCACAACUUCCUGUUUCUUUGGGGUGUAAGUUUUUUUGCGACAUAGAGGCCCUUUCUCUAGGCAACUCUUCAAAAUAAGAAACACAAGAGAAAAUCUUCAUGAGCUGCAAAGACAUUAACUCCUCAUAUAAACCUGCCCAAAUCUACAGUCAAAGUAAUACUUAAAACGUUCAGAACAACUAAAACUGUGACAAGGCUGGAAGAGGCUCCAUAUUAAUCUUACCACCCAGCACAUUACUCAGGAGAGAAAAUGAGGUAAAACAAAUCUCCAAACUUUAAUUUCAGAAAACAUUUAGAUUGGUAUGAGACUAAAUAUGAAUAUAUGGAAAAGCAUCUCAUGCCUACUGUCAAGUACAGUGGGGGAUCUGUGAUGAUGUGGGGCUCUUUUAUCUUCCACUUUGAACCUUGUAAAAAGGCAUUGCACUAUGAACUUUGAAAUACCAGGAUAUCUUAAACAAAAAUCUGGUUUCAUCUGCCAGAAAACUGAAUAUGGGUUAUUCAACUGGAUAAUGAUCCAAAACCAACUUUCUUCAAAGUCCAUCUAAAUUAACAAUAAAAUGCUGUCCCACUGGCAACGAGGGGUGUGCAAAUACAGUAACUAACAGCAAGGGUACAAACUAUUAUACCACUGGUGAUUUUGUUUAAAAAAUCUGUUUUCAUCAUGGAUUUUUCCCCAAUUGAAUAAAUGUACUCAAAUAAAAUAUGUUCCUGCAAUAAAUCAGUAAUUUAUUUUAAGCCUCUUUACACAUCAAUACCAGGUGUUCAAAUUGAGAGUGCCAGCAACAUUUAUUGAAAGUGGCAGCACUGCGUGCAAAACACUGCGUGAGCUUUUCGAAACAAAAAAAAGUACACUUUUGAAUUCCUUGACUAAAGGCUUUCCCUUCAGUCUUAAAGUUCAAAUUCUGAUGAGUGAACUUGAAUGCAGUUUGCUUGUGGGUCUCAUCAAGGGGUACACGUUGUGGCACAGAGCUGCUUCCUUUCUUUAAAUACUCCAAAUGAAGACAACAAACCAAAAGCUUUACUCUUACACCAAAAACGCAGAAGAAGAACACCAAAAUGUUGAAGUGUUUAUUCAUGACAGAGACAACAGAAGGUGGCAGAGUCCCACAUUACCCUCUAACCUCCUGUUUUGCUCUUCUGUGUCUUGUUUUCUUUCCACUUUGCUGUAUGUUGCUUUCAAAUGAUUUCUUCAUCCAUUGUUGGAUGUAAAAGAGAGAUAGUUCAUCAUAUACCUCAUAUUCUUUGAUGAUAAACCAAAAAGAUGAAUGCUUUAAAAUGUGUGGUUCAGGUGUGGUUCAGGGUCCUGGAAUGGAUCCAGGUGUAGGACUGUGUGUUUGCUCUGUGAGACUCGGAGUCAGUUGAUGACACAGUAUGUAAGGUCCAAAAAGGCCUGCUGGUCAAUGCUCCAGGCUCCACAUUGCUGUUACCCCCACUUGGAACACGGCCCUCUCCUCACAUCUGAGCCUCACUGCUUCCUCCCUGUCAAACAUGGACUGUGGGCUUGAUGCUGAUCUUUGGCUUGUUGUUUCAGUUUGAUGUCCGUGUGGAUCAGGGAGCAGCUGACUCUGAGGUAACUAGGUGACAUGUACAGACAGUUAUAUGUAUGUGUGUGUUGAGAAAGUGGAAGCUGGAGGGAGAGGUGAGCACAUAAUCAGAACAUCUGAAUUUUCAGCGUUUUCUCCAUCUUCUGUUGGGGAAAGAAGAAAGAGCGACUCUGCUGUGCAGCUCAGGGUUUGAUGGGCAUAGUGCACAGUGCAGGACUCUGCGGUGGGGAUACCCCACUAAGCGAAUGAUACCAAAGUCUAUGCCCCACCGUGGAUCCAGCACUAUGUGCACGCUCCCUAAAAUCUUGAUAUUAACAGAUCGUUCACUCAAAUAACUUAAUUUACCUUUACAUAAUAUUGGCAGCUUGGUUUGUUUUACCUUAGUUACAUAAAGUUUACACUUUGUAACAAUUUUACAGCAGGGAUCUUCAGAGGGGUGUUUUUUGUUAUCUUAGCACAAAGACUGGAUGUUAGCACACUUUUUUAUCUCAUGUUUUCAUAAACCAACUCUUCAACACAUUGCAUUUAAGUUAACAUUUUAGACGUGUGAGCAGCCACAUUUUAGGGGUGUAAUGCAUAGUCAAGUAAUGAUACCAUGUCUGAAAAAUGUUUAUACUACAGUAAAGUGUGAAACCUACAGAGCCCAGUUAGUGCCAGAGGUCAAAAUAAAAAUAAGGAUAAGAGAAAUCUGUUUACCUGAUGUCUGGGUAGAGCAGACAGCCCAAAUACCCAACCAUCCAACGGCAGCUUGGUGGACUCACUAUGUUACUGUUUAAAGAGCAGAACUGCAAAAAGUAUUCUCUUAACAGUAAUGGGAGUAACUGAUGCUUUUCUGUUUUAAACAAAAGAAAUCAGAUCAAGUUUUACAUUUUCCUCUACAUUUCUCUUGAUGUACUCCAAUACAGGAUAAUUGUAGUGGGUUUUGAGGAAAGGGUUUGCAAAGAAACCUUCAACUUUCAAAGUCAGAAUCAUAACUUUGAGAGACGUUCCCGUUCAGUUUUACAACAAGGAACUUGGAAAUUCCAGCUUCUGAGUUGAAAGGGAGAACAAGAAACAGAUCCUCGUUUGUUUUCAGUAAAGCUGGGAAGUUGGAUCAAUUCCCAGAAUUAUUACCUUCUAAACAAACAGGAUUAUACAGGAUUACAAAAAGCUAAAGCCUAAUUGGAGGAGGGCUUGAGAAACAUCUUUAAAGUUACCCCUUUAAAUAAAAAAACUCCAAAAUGAUGCAAACAUGCAUGUUUAUAAUAAUAAUAAUAAUGCCCUCUAGGUUACUAAAUUUCAUAGACAGACGUUACAAAUUGUAGAGGAUCACCAAACCUUUAUUUCGCAUGAAAUAUGUGUUUGUUUCUUAUAUCCUGUUUGCGUUUGCAAUUUAAGCUCCAACACCUGCCGGAUUUAGACACACAUGUUCCUGCAAAUCUGUUUAGAUGGUUUCCUAAACAGAGUUGAAGGAUUUCCCUUUUUAUUUUUUAUUUUUUACCCUUGAUGAGCUUAUAGAAACUAGAACACGUUUGAAUGCAAAUAACUCAAAAUCUCUUCAAUCUCUUAUUUCUUUUCUUCAUGAUAUCUCCAGUCUUCUCUGUAAGCUGUGGGAUCUGAAUAAUUAAUUUCUGUAACUUUAUAUCUAAAGUCUGUCCAGCUGAAAAAAUAGAUUGUUUGCAAACAAAGCGUGAAGGCAUGGCUCUUAACAUAUAAUAGACUAUCAUCUGUUGCAUCUAAGCAGUUCUUUGGAGUUGCAUAUUGAUGGUUGGAAAAUGAUUUAGUAGGAUGUGUUGUUCAGUUGAGUUUGAUGCCAGAUGUUCAGGCGGAAGCAGCAGGAGCUUAGGUCCACUCACUGGCGAAUGAAGCCACUGCUGUUAGAGGCUUACUUGUCAUCAGCACGUUAAAGUCUUAAUAACAGACAGCAACAACCACCAAAUGACAUAAAAUGCAAUAUGGGCUUUCCUUUUCUGACCUUAAGGUUGCAAGUGAACCAGAAAAAUGCAAACUUGAAAAUGAAUCAGCGUGACAAACUUAGUGUGCGAUAGUGAAUUCAAACUGUGACGGGAGGAAGAGGAGACGAAGAAGAUAAAGAAGGUGUGCAAUCUGUACAAUCAGUGUUGGCACAUGCUCGAGGCAAACAAAAUGGUCUGAAUCAGCAGUGAUUCAUAAUUUCCACCUUGUUUAGGCAGGGGAAAGCUAACUCCUCCAUCUGUUUCCAGUCUUUGUCCUAAGCUAAGCCAAACAACCAUGUGCAUGUCUGUUGUUUUUGUGCACCCCUUUUUUAGAACUAAAACUAUUCCUUCAAAACGAUUGGAAUCACACGAAGUGAAGCAGAUUCCCAAAGCGUAAAGUCGUGAGAGAUAGUUCCUUUAUUUAGAAGGUAAGGCAAAGCAAGCUGAGCAAAAGGAACCCUCAACAAAGCUGCCACAUCUUCCUCCACCCACUCUCAUCUGCACAUACACACUCUUCCUCCACUUCAUCACUUCUCUACUCUUCUGUCUUUCUCUUUUCUACAAUACAGCUUUAGUCCAAAGGUUCUGAAGCAACACAGCAAAGCAAAGUCAGAUGUUAAAGAAUAAAACCAAAGAGCUCUAACUCGAUCCUCUUUAUAAACUCGAGCCCUACAUCCCUCACCUUUCCCUGUCUGCCCUCCUCCAUCACCUAGUGAGCCAGAAUUUGAAGCAUUACCCUCAGCUAUCCAAAGGGAAAUAAUAAUAAUAAUAAUAAUAAUAAUGAUAGUUAAGAUAUUGAUGAUGAUGAAAUGUAUAUUUUUAAGUAUUUGUCAUUGGGGAAAAAGUAACCUUAAGCUUCUCAUGAUUAAGAUGAUGACAGCGGUGAUGAUGAUGACGAUAAAUACGUUUCUCUUGGUAUCUUUGUAGCUGUUCAGAUCCUUCUUAAGUUUGUGUCUUUUUCUGCUCGUGCUGCCAGAGAACUGCUUUACUCCCCGCUCUUCUCCACUCUCAUUCAUUCCCAAUGUUUGACCCUGACGUGUGUCUGAGUUUCUACCCCGGCUGCGUUUGUCUUAGAGCUGCAUAACCUUCAGGAUGGGGAAGUUUGGGAUUUUUUCGGGAAGUUGGUUAAUGUUUACAGUCAGCGAGAAGGCCGUUACACCUGUGUGCGUACCUGUAUGUGUGGGUGUUGGUGUGUGUGUGUGUAUGCACAGCUGGUUAAAGGGCAGUGUAUUUUUUGGUUAGCAGAGGACAAAAAGAUCUCUUGUUCUCUUAACAAUGAUGCACCCCGACUCAUGAUGUCUGCUCUUUGCCAACUUCCCAGAACAUGUAGCUUUAUUCCCCCUACCCUGUUACAACAGUGAGUGUGUUUCCUUGUUUCAUAUGGGUGUGUGUUUGCAGGUAUGGCUGUGUUAACGUCACUAAUCCUUCUGUGUCUUUCCAGUGUGCGAUCUGUCUCCCAACUCACCUUUCCCUUACCCGACACCCCUUUCCAAUCCCUGUGGUAGCAACUUAGACUUUUAGUGUAUUUAUCUUGAAAACCCAAAAAAGAAAGAAAAAUAACUGCUUGUUCAUUGUACAGUGUUGUUCAUUUUAAGUAAUUUUUGUAACUGAACGUGUUUCAUUCAUCCAAAUAAAACAGGACACAAAAACUGUACAGAAGA